Molecule: messenger RNA, 1071 nt
Organism: Colletotrichum tamarilloi
Lineage: Eukaryota; Fungi; Ascomycota; Sordariomycetes; Glomerellales; Glomerellaceae
Product: TGS domain-containing protein
Exons: 7
Coding region: 1-1071 (356 amino acids)
Biological process (GO): cytoplasmic translation
Cellular component (GO): cytoplasm
Molecular function (GO): GTPase activity; GTP binding
Source: RefSeq, a predicted model, not a curated record
AUGGCGACCACAGUUGACAAGAUCAAAGAUAUCGAGGCCGAAAUGGCCAAGACCCAAAAGAACAAGGCCACGUCCUUUCAUUUGGGACAACUGAAAGCCAAGCUCGCCAAGCUCAAGCGUGAGCUCUUGACACCCUCGGGUGGUGGUGGCGGCGGCGGUGCCGGCUUCGACGUUGCGCGUACGGGUGUCGCGAGUAUCGGCUUCAUCGGCUUCCCGUCCGUGGGAAAGAGUACCUUGAUGAGCAAGUUGACGGGCCAGCACUCCGAGGCCGCGGCGUACGAGUUCACGACAUUGACGUCCGUUCCGGGUCAGGUCACUUACAAUGGUGCGCCGCUGCAAAUCAUUGAUUUGCCGGGUAUCAUUGAAGGAGCCAAGGACGGCCGCGGUCGUGGUCGCCAGGUCAUCGCCGUCGCAAAGACGUGCCAUCUCAUCUUCAUCGUCCUGGACGUCAACAAGCCCCUGACGGAUAAGCGUGUCAUCGAGACGGAACUCGAAGGCUUCGGCAUCCGCAUCAACAAGUCGCCGCCAAACAUCACCUUCAAGAAGAAGGAAAAGGGCGGCCUCAACAUCACGAGCACCGUGCCCCUCACCCACAUUGAUCACGACGAGAUCAAGGCCGUUAUGAACGAGUACCGCAUCAACUCGGCCGACAUUGCCAUUCGCUGCGACGCCACCGUUGACGACCUCAUUGACGUCCUCGAGGCGAGGAGCAGAAACUACAUCCCCGUCAUCUACGUCCUCAACAAGAUUGACGCCAUCAGUAUCGAGGAGCUCGACUUGCUCUACCGUAUCCCGAACGCCGUGCCGAUCAGUUCGGAGCAGGGCUGGAACAUUGAUGAGCUGAUGGAGGCAAUGUGGGAUAAGCUCAAGCUGGUUCGCGUUUAUACGAAGCCAAAGGGCAAACUGCCAGAUUACUCUCAGCCCGUCGUGCUCCGCUCAAACAGGUGCACGGUCGAAGAUUUCUGUAACCAAAUUCACAGGAGUAUCCUCGAACAGUUCAAGACCGCCAUUGUGUACGGCAAGUCCGUAAAGCAUCAGCCUCAGCGCGUCGUCACAAUCGUCAAGCGCUGA